This is a messenger RNA of Cherax quadricarinatus, 2480 nucleotides long. The record is from RefSeq and is a predicted model, not a curated record. NCBI's taxonomy places the organism in Eukaryota, Metazoa, Arthropoda, Malacostraca, Decapoda, Parastacidae.
GGUGACUUACGAGGCGAAGCAAAACAAACAGGACGAACACUAACACACAGGAGAGAAUUACAGAUGCAAUAGUCACCAUGUCGCCCACGAGAGAGACUUUCAGGGAGGGCGAUAUAGAGAGAAGUUGUGGGCAAGAGUAUAAGUAGUGGCGAUAUAUGUUGGUGUGAGAAGGAGACAGUUGGAGAUAGAAGCUGAGUGACGAGUGUGUAGUGUGUUGUGUGGGCGAUGCUAGUUACUGAGUGGCGGAACGCAGUCCUGCCGGAGGGCCUCCCCCUCUCUACUCACCUAAGUUACUGCACUCAAGCUUUCUCAUACGCAGAUGUCCAUACUGCCUAGCAUUCCACUAUCACUACUUAAGAGUGGAAUGCCGUCUCCUGUCUAUCGCACAAGACUACUAUUCUAAUAUAUAGUCUCCACUACUACGAUCGAGCCUCUACGUGUCAUGCUUGACUACGGUAUUCUGUCUCCACAUUGAUGUACAUAACCCAGGGUUCUACAGAUCUACCCAAAGAAGGGGACUAACAUUUUUCCUAAGAGGCGAUUAUGUGAGGUUGAGUCUGGAUCAGGUGAACGUGUUAUUAUUAAAGCCAAGCACUCUGGUGUUGUUACACAGGUACUCGUCAAAGUUAACGACACAAUUGGAGAUGGGUGUGACAUACUGGAACUUGAAGCAUGUACCCACACUGCCCUUUUGGGGAAUAUUUGUUGUAAUUGCGGUGUUUUGUUGGACGAGAAAGACAUCCCAAAGACAGAAGCAGUCAGCAUGCUUCACUCUGUUCCUGAUCUCAAAGUAGCUAGAAAUGAGGCCCAAAAGCUUGGGAAAGAAGAUAUUAAAAAUUUGCUGAAGCAGCGGAAGUUGGUGUUACUGGUGGAUCUAGAUCAAACAUUGAUCCACACUACAAAUGAUAAUAUUCCUGCAGAUUUGAAGGAUGUUUACCACUUCCAAAUCAACAAUGGUGGCCCAUGGUAUCAUGCUAGACUACGGCCACAUACCAAAACAUUUCUUGAGAAGAUAUCAAAAUACUUUGAGCUUCACAUCAGUACAUUUGGUGUGAGGGAAUAUGCUCAUUAUAUAGCCCACUUCUUGGAUCCAGAUGGAAAAUUGUUUGGCCAGCGGAUCCUUUCCAGAAAUGAAUGCCUUGAUGUGAUGUCAAAAAAGGCUAAUCUUGAUUCUCUCUUCCCAUGUGGGGACAACCUUGUUUGUAUCAUUGAUGACCGCACAGAUGUUUGGAAUUAUUCGCCUAAUGUUGUUCAGGUUGUUCCAUAUCAUUUCUUUCGACACACUGGAGACAUUAAUGCACCACAAGGCUUACAGAAUAGAGAAAAUGAAGAUUGCAAAGGCAUAGAUUUUAAAAAUUUGAAAAAAGAAAAUGAUAAAGAUAUUGGAUUUACUACUGCAGAUGAUCAGGAUGACGAUGGUGAUGAAGACAAAAAAGAUUACAGUUCUGAUUCUGAUAAUGAUAAGGAUUCUAAAGAAAUGUCACAUAAAGUUAUAGAAGACAGCCGUGUAAAUUCAGAUCAGACGAGAACUGAAACAGUUAUUAAUGAUGAUAUGAAAGAGAUAGAUGGAAAGAAUGAAAAAGUUAAUAAAGUGUUUGAUAGCAAAUGCACUAAAGAAGAAAAUAGUUCAGAAAGAAUUUUAUUAACAGAUUCAUUGCCAAACAGAAACGCAAGUGAAGAUAAGGUUGAAGAUAAAAAUACUAAAGCAGACCUCAGUGAGAUGAAGCCAAAUAGUGAAAAGAAAAAUAUUGAUAAUGAAAUGAAAGUGAAAAAUAUUGAUAAAUUAGACAUGAAAAUGAUUGAAAUGGAUACCCUGACAAACAAUGAUUCCAUCAGAAAAGAGGAGGAAGUAGAUGGCAGUAUAGCAGCAUCUGGUAAAAUUGUGACUUGUACUAAAAGAAAUGGCAAUAAUGUACUUGAUGUUGUAGACAAUGAUGACUACUUGUUGUACCUGGAAGAUAUCUUAAAGAAAAUACACAAAAGAUUUUUUGAAGAGUAUGAUGCACCUCAAGAACAAGCUAUUGUAGAUCAUCCGCUACCUGACUUGAAAGCAAUUGUUCCUGCAGUUCGCAAGGAAGUUUUAAAAGGUGUGAACAUAGUUUUUUCAGGAGUAGUGCCACAACAAAUGAAGUUACAAUACUCCAAAGCUUAUAUUAUUGCUACAAGUUUUGGUGCAUCAGUAUCUGAAAGACUAAUUGUAAAAGCUAAAACAGACACUGAAAAUGGUGAUAAAAAGAAUAUAUAUACAACACACAUGGUUGCUGCAAACCUUCACACAGAGAAAGUAAAUUCUGCCCGGAAGCAUAAAUCUAUAAAGAUUGUCACCCCAAACUGGUUAUGGAAAUGUGCUGAACGGUGGGAACUGGUUGAAGAACAACUUUUUCCACUGAGCAAAGAAACAGAAAAAGAAAUCCAUAGACUUCCUCCACACCACUGCUUCUUUCCUGAUCCUUCCUGGCUAAAGCACAACUCUGACACAG